Messenger RNA from Drosophila mojavensis, 1638 nucleotides. RefSeq names its product homeobox protein unc-4 (gene OdsH). NCBI's taxonomy places the organism in Eukaryota, Metazoa, Arthropoda, Insecta, Diptera, Drosophilidae. The transcript is spliced from 4 exons. Gene Ontology annotation, biological process: regulation of DNA-templated transcription. The coding region runs from base 231 to 1475 and encodes 414 amino acids. The record is from RefSeq and is a predicted model, not a curated record. Gene Ontology annotation, molecular function: sequence-specific double-stranded DNA binding; DNA-binding transcription factor activity, RNA polymerase II-specific.
GUUACCUUCCGCGUAAAUCAGCGCUGCGAAGCUGUGAGCGUAAUUUUAAUUCGAAUCAAUUUGUUUGUCGCCGCCGCGGCCGCCGCACAGUGGGUCGCCGAGUCUCACAGCAGCCAAAGGACUCGACGCGAGCGUCCUUAUCGUUGCGCCUGUCGUAGUGACGCGCGUGAGUGUGUGUGUGUGUGUGUGUGUGUAUGUGAUGCAACAGUUGCCACCUGCCCCCCACACAAAUGGAUCAACUGCUCAAGCAGCUGGCAGCCGCUGCGCAGGCGCACUCCCAGCCUCCGCUGCACCGCCUGCCCCACUUCGAUGGCGUGCAUCCACAUCCGCAUCCACAGCCACAUCCGCAUCAUCCACCACAUCCGCAUCCGCAUGCCGCCUCCGCUUUGCAGCUGUAUGCGGCCGCAGCCGGCUGGGCGCCAUUUCUGGCCAUGAAUCAGCUGAGCGGCUCCAAUGCUAGCGACUCGAGCUAUCCAGGCUGCCAGGCUGCCACAAGUGGCAGCGCCUCCGUGCACAUGCUGCGCCACAUGGCACUGCUGCAGCGGGCGAAUGCGGCCGCCACGAAGCUGCAGCAGCUCCAGGAGCAGCAGCGGGCGGAGGAGCAGCAGCAGCAGCAGGAGCAGGAACUGGAUGUGGAGGUGACAGCAAUGGAGCCAACCUCACGCAACUUGAUGCAAACGGAGGCCAAUGAGGUCUCCUCCGCCUCCGCCUCCGCCUCGGCCUCGGCCUCUGCCUCCGCCCAGGAUGAUGAGACGGCCAGCGAGAGCAGCGCAGCAGCUGCCGCCAAUCGUCGACGGAGCCGCACGAAUUUCAGCACCUGGCAGCUGGAGGAGCUGGAACGGGCCUUUCUCAGCAGCCACUAUCCGGACGUGUUUAUGCGCGAGGCGCUGGCCAUGCGGCUGGAUCUGAAGGAGGGACGCAUAGCGGUGUGGUUCCAGAACCGGCGCGCCAAGUGGCGCAAGAAGGAGCACACGAAGAAGGGUCCUGGACGGCCGGCGCACAAUGCCCAGCCGCAGAGCUGCAGCGGUGCCCCGAUUCCACUGCAGGAGCUGCGAGCCAAGGAGCGGGCGCAGCGCAGCAAGCGCAUAGCCAAGGCGAUCGAGCGGCAGGCGCGCAAGCUGCGCCUCAAGGGGCUCGAGGUCAACGUGGAGCAGCUGCGCGCCGACUAUCUGGCGGCGCACCAGCUGGAGUCCAGCGACAUGGAGCUGCAGCAGGAGCUGGAGCGAGGGGAGCAGCUGGACGAUGAGCUGGCCAUCGAUGUGGUGGGCGGCGAUAGCUUGGACAAUUGCAACCAAAGAGGCUGCCCGGACGACAGCUGCGACAGCAGCCCUGUGAUAAAACUGGAGCCACUGGAGCCACCGAUACCACUGGAGCCACCGAGUCUGACGGCGCUGCCCGAGCAGCCGCCGCUGCAGAAGCAGCAGAAGCCGCAGUACAACUCAUCCUUCAGCAUCGAGUCGCUGCUGGGCACAUAGCACGCGUCCCAGCCAAACUAAUUGCAGCACAAAACAUUUAUUUUUUAUACAUCAAUUUUUUUUGUUUAGCUCUAGGAAUACCCAGUAGGAGUGCAGAACGAGGGGUGUAUUGAAGUUGUGCAAAUAUAUAUGUAUGUAUACGUUGAGAAGGCUAAAACUAAAA